UCUUCGUUUGACAGCAGCGACAUGACGAUGGUGUUUGGAGAACACCUCCAGCCUUAGCAAAUGACAGAAGUUCUCCUGGUGGCCAUUGAGGCCUUGGCAGCAGACGACGCCUCCGACAGGCAGAUGGGCAGCAGCGUCGUGGACAUGGCCGUGAGAGACCCUGCCUGCUGGCUGACGGAUGUGCCAAAGGUGACGAGGUCCAUCCACAAAACCGUGGAGCGCAUCCAGAGCGAGCCAGCCUGGCACAGCCUGGACUCGCUCCUUCUGCUCAUCAAGUGGUGCUCCGAAGAAGUGGUGGGGAGCCUGCUGAAGAUCUCUCCGGCCUGUGACAGCGCUGCCCUGGCCAUGUGGGAGGUGACGCUCUCCGUGCCUUGGGCUCUGUGGAACGUCUUGAUGGAGCUGCUUGACGUGCUCCAGGACCAGAAGCUGCGCAAGGUGUUCAGCUCUGACACGGAGGAUGCCUGCAUCUACCCCUUGUUUCUGCUGGUCUGCGCUGGCGUUGACCCCGAGGAGUUUGCUGCCCUCUACAAAGCCCAGCGGUACCUGAGGCAUCCGAGCCCGCUGAUGCUCUCGCUGGUGCUCAGGGUCCUCCUGACGCUUUCCGAGAGCCCGGAGAUGGCCAGAAGAAUGCCCGUGCUGGUGCCAGACCUCGUGGAGACCCUGCAGGACGCCAGUGCUGAUGUCCAGACGAAGGCCCUGCUGUUCUUCAGGAACGUGCUGGGCCACCUGAAGCAGGAGGAGGCCAGCCUCAUCGCUCUGCAGCUGGCGGAGAAGCUCCUGCCCCUCUUUGAUGAUGAGUGCAGCCAGCUGUGGGAGCUCUCCAUCAGCCUCUUCCGAGAGGUGGUGAAGGCUGUGGCGAAGCAGGGGAGAAACAAGAAGAAGAUGGCGCUGCAAGUGCGGAGGGUGCUGCUCCCGCUGCUGCUCCACGUGGCCGACCGAAGCGAGAGCGUGGCCCAGGUGCAGUGAGCAGUGUCUCGGGGAAGGAGGUGCCGGCACCGCAGGGGUGUCUGGGGCCUGAGGGGCAAGGGCUGCUGGAUGUCAGAGCCUGGGAACGUGUUUCACCUCGGGGUGCCACCGCUCCCCUCCUUCCCUGCACGGGUCCCCCCCACUGCCCGCCUUCUCCUCCCGCGCUGCUGCCUGCUGCAGAGCUCUGCCCACCAG
Tyto alba (common barn owl) is the source of this 1161-nucleotide messenger RNA. RefSeq lists its product as uncharacterized. Bases 61 to 966 code for a protein of 301 amino acids. The transcript is spliced from 8 exons. Gene Ontology annotation, cellular component: cytoplasm. The record is from RefSeq and is a predicted model, not a curated record. Lineage: Eukaryota; Metazoa; Chordata; Aves; Strigiformes; Tytonidae.